AUGAUCGAGAAGGCAUGGGCGUGGGCACAUCAGAACAAGUGCCUACGCAAGAAUGAGAUUCAUGGUGAGGAGGAGGCCAAGCUAAUUUUGUCCGAGGAUUUUGACCUACUGCAUGAGGAAGGUCAGGAGAUCAGCAUGGGCGGGACCGUCGAGAUGGAGGACGACAGUGGGUUCCUCCUACAGGAUGAGUUGCCCUCGGUGCACGCCUCGUCUGCUGAUAUCUUUGCCGGCAAAGUUGGCUCCUCCGCGGGCAGUGGCAGUGGGGAUGCAGGGAAGGCCCUAGAGUCUUUCAGCUCGGCUGCCAGCUUCAAGAUAAAGGACCAACUCAAGGACUCCCUGAAGGCCCUCAAGACACACUUCAAGGAGUUGCAGUCCAGGCAGGCUGAUGCGAUCCAGCGGCACCCUGACAA
Molecule: messenger RNA, 410 nt
Organism: Symbiodinium necroappetens
Lineage: Eukaryota; Dinophyceae; Suessiales; Symbiodiniaceae
Source: the annotation of a GenBank genome assembly